ACUGCGGGAGGGCGCGUCAGUCGAAUACAAACAAACGAGCUGUUUACAUACACGAAGAAAAACAAACAAAAACAAUGUCUCUUAUGCCAUAUUGGUUGCGUCAUUUGAGAAAUGUGGCUUACCGGGAUCCAGUUGCAAGGAUUUUAGAAGAUCCAUUCGCUGUUUUCGCCAAAGAUCCUUUCUUCCGCGAUCCGGUGAAGUUUAUCAGACAGAUUUCGGCCCCUCUGGAGAAAGAGCAGCAUGGAAUCGAAGGAAUCUACUCCGACUCAGAAAUCAAAGUGGACGGAAAAAAAGUUGAAGUGCAUUUGGAUGUUCAGAAUUUUACACCAGAACAGAUCGAGGUGAAAACAGUCGGUAACGAGAUUAUGAUAGAAGGCAAGAAAGAAAUUAAGCGCGAAGAUGGAUGGACGAAGAGCCACUUCGAAAGACGUUUCCUGUUACCGGAGGGCUUUCCCCCAGAGAGGGUCGAGUGUCAUCUUGAUAAGGGAAAACUGAAGUUAGUGGCGUUUAGGGCUGAACCACUCCCGGAACGAAAAAUACCAAUUCAAGACAAAUCUGCAGAUGAUAAGGCCUAAACGUGUACCUUUAUAUGUGUAACGUAGCAAUAUUUAGUUUCCAGACUGAUAGUUUAAUAUGUUUAUAUACUAUGUA
This is a messenger RNA of Vanessa atalanta (red admiral), 651 nucleotides long. RefSeq names its product heat shock protein Hsp-12.2-like. Lineage: Eukaryota; Metazoa; Arthropoda; Insecta; Lepidoptera; Nymphalidae. Bases 75 to 575 code for a protein of 166 amino acids. The transcript has a single exon. Gene Ontology annotation, biological process: protein refolding; response to heat. Gene Ontology annotation, molecular function: protein folding chaperone. The record is from RefSeq and is a predicted model, not a curated record.